UCCGAAGCCUCUGCUGUGUGGAAUGCGGCAGGAUGCGGACUGACGGUAGGAAUCGGUUAAAUUGACGGCAUCAACGAGAGAAGAAGCACAUGCAAACGCGGAAGGGGGCGAGGGCGGGUUCCAAGGCUGUUUUCCCAUUCGUUCGCUAAGCGACAAUCACUCGCCCGCAAGGUCUCAUUCGUCACUAGUCUAUAGUCAGUAUGCCAUAUCUGGGUCACGCCGUAGCCGCUUGUCGCUCCGCCGCCGCCAGCCCUCGCGGCAUUGCCCGGGGAUUCACAGCCCAACAAAGCCCAUCAGCAGCUCUGCGCGGUAAUCUCUCCCGACCACGACUUUUCCAACAACAGCAGUCCCGCUAUGCCUCUUCCAACCCGCCAACCCCUCACCCAGCAGGCCACAAGCACGUGGGCAUGUCGCUUCCAGUGAAGCUAGUGUUUGCUGCUACUGUAGUGGGUUCCGGGUACCUCUGGGCUGCCGAGUUCAAAUCGAGAGAAGACCAUGCUAGUUCUGUGAGCAAAACGGCCGAUGAGAUUACUAGCAAAGUCGCGGAAAAGAAGGCAGAAGCCUCUGCCGCGGUGGGUUCGGCCGCGAGCAAAGUAAAGGAUGCAUCGGAAAGCAUCAAAGGCAAGGUCAAGUCGACUGCCGAAUCCGUCAAGGCGAAAGCGGAGGGAGAAGCGGAAAGGAUUGCUGGUGUUCUCGAAGGUCAGAAGGGAAGGGCGGCAGGGGAAGCGGAGAAGCUCAAGGCCAAGGCUGAAGGUGUCAAGGCGAAAGUCGAAGGGGCAGUCGACCAUGUGAAGGGCAAAUUGGAGGCCAAGAAGCAGUCUGCAUCCGACGCCGUAGAGGAGGCGAAGGGUAAGGCUAAAGUUGUUGGCCAAGAUUUGAAGAACAAGGUGUCAGCAAAGAAGGAGGAGGCCGAGGACUUGGUGGAAGACGGAAAGAGGGCCGCGGCGGAGAAGGCUGGUCAGCUGAAGCACAAAGUCGACGAGAAGAAGUCUCAGGCAUCCGAUGCCAUCGAGGCUGGGAAGCAGAAGGCCAAGGAAACUGGGGAGCAGCUGAAGGCAAAGGCUUCGAGCGCAAAAGCGCAGGCAUCGGAAGCUGUUGAGGCUGGCAAGGAGAAAGCUCAGGGUCUUAAGGAGGAUGCAAAAGACAAGGUAAAGGCCGUGAAAGACGACGCCAAAAGCAAAGUUGAGGAAGGCAAGGCCAAGGUAGCCGAAGCCAGUGCGGCGGCGGCCAAAGAGGCAGAGUCGGCCAAGGACAAGCUUGCGGAGAAGGCGUCAGAGCUCAAGAAGGAUGCGUCCGCCAAGGCGCAAGGGGUCCAAGAUGCUGCCAAGGAGAAGCUUUCUGCAGCAGGAAAGACCGCGAAGAUCGCCGGCCAAGCCGUUGCGGCAAAAGCGUCCGCCCCUAUUGGGGACCUUCACCUCGAACCCCUGGACAAUGAUCCUACCGUCGUCUUUGUGCUCGGAGGACCGGGCGCUGGAAAGGGUACUCAAUGUGCCAACCUGGUCCGCGAUUACAGCUUCGUUCACCUGUCAGCCGGUGACCUCCUCCGCGCCGAGCGAAACCGCCCAGACUCGGAAUACGGCGAGCUGAUCAACACCUACAUCAAGGAAGGUCAAAUUGUGCCCAUGGAGAUCACCAUCGCAUUGCUGCACAAGGCCAUGAAGGAGAGCGGCGCCUCCCGGUUCUUGGUUGAUGGGUUCCCGAGGAAGAUGGACCAGGCUCUCAAGUUUGAGGAAGCGGUUGUCCCCAGCAAGUUCACAUUGUACUUUGAGUGCCCCGAAGAGGAGAUGUUGAAGCGUCUGCUGAAACGAGGGGAGACCAGCGGUCGGGUAGACGACAAUCUCGAUUCGAUCAAGAAGCGCUUCAAAGUGUUCGAGGAGACCAGUUUCCCUGUCAUCAAGUACUACGAGGACCGCGGGAAAGUGCGCACGAUCUCGUGCAAACAGCCCAUCGACAAGGUCUACGCAGAGACCAAGCGUGUUGUAGAAGAGCAGCUGGACGAAUAGAUAUAUAUGUAGGAUUUGCAGAAGAGAAUGCACCGCUCGUCGUAGAGACUCCCUUCAUAUACCGUGCUGUUUAUCUCCCAUCAUCAUUCCCUUUCGUUCAACAGAAACAUAGACACUGUGUGACUGAUGAAAGUCAUGUGCCUGUUGCCGACGAUAGAUCAAUAGCUGCAGCUUCUCUUUGAUCAAGACAGCGGUGAUAUGGGGGAAGCAAGAA
Messenger RNA from Fimicolochytrium jonesii, 2217 nucleotides. Its product is annotated as adenylate kinase-domain-containing protein. NCBI's taxonomy places the organism in Eukaryota, Fungi, Chytridiomycota, Chytridiomycetes, Spizellomycetales, Powellomycetaceae. Gene Ontology annotation, biological process: CDP biosynthetic process; UDP biosynthetic process; 'de novo' pyrimidine nucleobase biosynthetic process. The record is from RefSeq and is a predicted model, not a curated record. Gene Ontology annotation, cellular component: cytoplasm; nucleus. The transcript is spliced from 7 exons. Bases 201 to 2003 code for a protein of 600 amino acids. Gene Ontology annotation, molecular function: UMP kinase activity; ATP binding.